GAGAGCAGAGGUGACAGCUGGAUCUCCCUCUCUGGCUCUGCCUGCUCUGCUGAUUUAUAACGCCCUGCUCAGGGGCGGACAGGCAAAGAAACUCAGUGGCUGUGGGCCCCUGCCUUGCUCUGCCCUGCUGUAGAACCCUGCAGGGGGGAGUUGUCCUGAGGUCCAUGCAGAACUGUAAAUAGCCAACUUCACCCGCAUUUCGAGGGUAAACGCUGGAAGGGAAAGGGCAGGAGAAAAAGAGAGCCACAGGUCUAUACAUCCAGCCCGCCGGGAGAAGCCCAUUCCAUGCUGCAGCCAUGGAUGUCGAUGCAGCCCUCACCGUGGCCUUACUCCUGGCCUGCCUUUCCUUCUUGGCUUUGUACCUGAAAGGGAGCAGGAAAAAGAAGGGGAAGCUGCCCCCUGGCCCAGCACCCCUGCCUUUCGUUGGCAACCUCUUCCAGUUGGACCCCAAAGAAAUGCACCGAUCGCUGGAAAAGCUCAGCAAGAGGUAUGGGCCUGUCUAUACCAUCCACUUGGGGUCACUGCCUUGCGUGGUCCUCUGUGGCUACCAAGCUGUGAAGGAGGCCUUGAUAGACCAGGCUGAUGAUUUCAGCGACCGUGGAGACUUCCCCGUGUUCUAUCGCUUCACCAAAGGCAAUGGCAUCGCGUUCUCCAGCGGGGAGAAGUGGAAGGUCCUGCGCCGUUUUGCACUGCAAACACUGAAGAACUUUGGAAUGGGAAAAAGAAGCAUUGAGGUCCGGAUCCAAGAGGAAGCCCAGUGCCUGGUCCAGGAGUUCCGGAAAACUGGCGGGGCUCCUUUCAACCCCAUCAAUCUUGUGUGUCGGGCUGUCUCCAACGUCAUCUGCGCAGUGGUCUUUGGCCGCCGCUUUGACUAUGAAGAUGUCGCCUUCCUCACCCUCCUGGACCACUUCAAUGAGAACUUCAAGCUCAUGAGCUCCAGCUGGGGGGAGCUCUACAACAUCUUCCCUCGGCUCAUGGACAUCCUGCCUGGGCCUCAUCACCAAAUCUUCCGUAACUUUGAGAAACUGCGGCAGUUUAUCGCUGAGCGCAUUCGGUGGCAUCAGAAAGAUCUGGACCCUGAUGCACCGCGGGAUUUCAUUGACUGCUUUCUCAUCCGCAUGGAGCAGGAGAAGCAAGACCCACUGAGCCAUUUCCACACGGAGACGCUAGUGAUGACCACGCACAAUCUGUUCUUCGGGGGCACCGAGACCACCAGCACCACCAUCCGCUUCAGCUUCCUGAUCCUCAUGAAGUACCCAGAAGUGGCAGCUAAAGUCCACCAGGAGAUCGACCGAGUGAUUGGGUCUGACCGCGCUCCCUGCCUGGCUGACCGCAAAUUCAUGCCGUACACAGAUGCCGUCCUCUAUGAGAUCCAGCGCUUCAUCACCAUCUUACCGAUGGGGCUGCCUCGUGCCGUGACCCGGGACACCCCUUUCAGGGACUUCCUGCUCCCUAAGGGCACCAACGUGAUCCCUUUGCUGAAUUCGGUGCACCAAGAUCCAGCCCAGUUCAAGGACCCAACUUCCUUCAACCCAGCCAACUUCCUGGAUGAAAACAAUUCCUUCAGAAGCAACGAUGCCUUCAUGCCUUUUGCCCCAGGGAAGCGGAUCUGCCUGGGUGCCGGCCUGGCCCGAAUGGAGAUCUUCCUCUUCCUCACCACCAUCCUCCAACACUUCACCCUCCAGCCUCUGGUCGCCCCUACAGAGAUUGACUUGACGCCGCAGUGCACUGGCUUGGGCAAUGUGCCCCGUCUGUUUGAGUUCAGGCUUCUCCCUCGCUAGCUCUGGAAGGGCCACGGGGGCCCCACGCCGGCUCGCUUGGCUGCUGGGGGCCCUCAGGCCUUCCUUCAGCUGGGACAGGAGCCAAGAGACAUGAGGCAGAAGGGUUCACAGUCACUCUGACAAAAAAGCUGGGUCUGCUUAUUAAAACAUGUCCAAAAUUCUGCACCUUGGACAUAUUAUUAAAAUAUGUUCAUGAUC
Messenger RNA from Rhineura floridana, 1979 nucleotides. Its product is annotated as cytochrome P450 2F5-like. The record is from RefSeq and is a predicted model, not a curated record. Lineage: Eukaryota; Metazoa; Chordata; Lepidosauria; Squamata; Rhineuridae. Bases 297 to 1781 code for a protein of 494 amino acids. Gene Ontology annotation, cellular component: cytoplasm; intracellular membrane-bounded organelle. The transcript has 9 exons. Gene Ontology annotation, molecular function: iron ion binding; oxidoreductase activity, acting on paired donors, with incorporation or reduction of molecular oxygen, reduced flavin or flavoprotein as one donor, and incorporation of one atom of oxygen; heme binding. Gene Ontology annotation, biological process: xenobiotic metabolic process.